This is a messenger RNA of Epinephelus lanceolatus (giant grouper), 2134 nucleotides long. RefSeq names its product ATP-sensitive inward rectifier potassium channel 1. Gene Ontology annotation, molecular function: ATP-activated inward rectifier potassium channel activity. Gene Ontology annotation, cellular component: plasma membrane. The record is from RefSeq and is a predicted model, not a curated record. Gene Ontology annotation, biological process: regulation of monoatomic ion transmembrane transport; potassium ion import across plasma membrane. NCBI's taxonomy places the organism in Eukaryota, Metazoa, Chordata, Actinopteri, Perciformes, Serranidae.
CUGUCUCAACUGACUGUGAACAAGAAAGACACAGACGGAGAGGAGGGAAGAGCGAGCUGGAUUUUGCCAUUGAUCAAUCUCGGAUGUGCAUCAGAGUACUUUGCUUUAAAUCAGAGGUUGUGAGCUUGUAGAAAAUGUUUGGAUAUCUGCACAAACGUAUGCAGGACUAUCUGGUGGAGCGAAAAAGCCGCAGGACCAGGCUAGUGACCAAAGAUGGCCGCUGCAACAUUGAAUACGGAAACAUCAAGUACAGCAAACACUUAUCCUUCUUGGCUGACUUCUGGACCACCUUCGUAGAGAUCCGGUGGCGUUUUGUCCUCUUCAUCUUCAUCACCUCUUUCACCCUAAGCUGGUUCAUUUUUGGCCUGCUGUGGUAUUGGAUUGCCCGCAGUAAUGGAGACCUGACGUGGCAAAACCCUUCAGAUGACCACCUUUCAUGUGUUGAUAACGUCGUAGGACUGACCACAGCAUUUCUCUACUCCCUCGAAACCCAGACAACUAUUGGGUAUGGUGGACGAGCGCUCACCCCUCUCUGCCCAGGUGCUGUGGCCCUUCUCAUCAUCCAAUCCCUCCUUGGAGCCAUCAUCAACUGCUUCAUGUGUGGAGUCAUCCUGUCAAAAAUUUCUCUACCCAAAAAGAGGGCUAAGACCAUCACAUUCAGUGACAUGGCUGUCAUCAGCCCCAAAAAUGGCUCACUUGCCCUGUCAAUCAGAGUGGCCAACCUGCGCAAGACCCUGAUGAUUGGAAGCCAGAUCUAUGGCAAGCUGCUGAGGACAACAAACACACCUGACGGGGAGACAAUCAUCAUGGACCAGGUGAACAUUGACUUCAUGGUGGAUAAUGGGAAGGACAACCUCUUCUUCGUGUGUCCUCUAACGCUCUACCACGUCAUCGACAAGAGCAGCCCUUUCUUUGAGAUGGCAGUGGACACGCUCCACAAGCAAGAGUUUGAGCUGGUCGUCUUCCUGGAUGGCACCGCAGAGUCCACCAGCUCUUCCUGCCAAGUCCGGACAUCCUUUAUUCCUCAGGAGAUCAUGUGGGGCUACAACUUCUUGCCUAUCAUCUCCAGAAGCAAAGAGGGCAAGUACAGAGUAGAUUUCUCCAACUUCUCAAAGGUGGUGCCAGUGGCCACUGCACACUGUGCCUACUGUUUCCACAACAUCAAGGGUCAUCAUCAUCACUCAAGAGAUGGACGUGACAACCACGGUUUUGAGGUGAUCGAUAUCAGUGACCCUCCCAAUGUCACCAAGAUGUGAGAUCAUUGGUACAUUGUAAUGAACAGUAGAAACUGAGACUGGUAGAGGCGUAUGUCUCUCAUUGACAAAGUCUUUAAUGGACAAACAGGUGCUGGAGGCAGGUGGGGUUACCUAAUGGCAGACAGCGCAUUGUGUAGCAUUUAAAUAUGAAGUAAAGAAAACCUACUUAUUUGUUAUUCUAUUGUAUUUAACACAGAUAAAACAGUCUGUGGGUCAGGACACUUAUUGUGAGCAAUUUGUAUGUAAAACCACACCUGCCACUGUGCUGACGAGAAUAAAACCUGUUUUCUAAAGGGAGGUCAGGUCAUGCAAGAUGGUGAGGCUAAAAUUCAACAACAGAAACAGAAAGUUUUCCCAAUCACUCACACAUGCACACAUGGGUUGUAGGUACAUAUGUGCCUUUGCUUUUAAAUGAAGAUGAGUGGUUCUAAUUUACCUCUGGCUUUGCACAUCAGGUUUACUAAGAGGCAGAAAAAACGAAGCAAAUGUAUUGUCCUGUGUAUAAAUCUUGCAGUUACUUGGAACCAGUGUUGAGGGCCAUGCUUUAGUCAUGGGUGAAAAAAAAGAUUAAGAGGUUCAUUAAAUAAUUCAUGCUGUUAUAGGCUGCUGUACAAAAAGAGACACUUGGACUUGAACAAUUAGUAUGCUUAACUAUUCAGACACCGAGGCACUAGCAAAGAGUUGGGCUCAGGGGCCACUCUCUUCAAACACUGGAUGAUGCAGUUGUGGUUUUCUUCUUGAGUGAGGACAUUGUGAGAGAACAAAGCUCUCAGGAAACACUUAAAUUAUGGCUGCAUGCAGCACUGACUAUAGUAUGGAAAUCAAUUCUCUUUGUUAGGUCUUUUUUGUAUUUGAUCUCAGGGGAAAAAUACACUGAA